AUGCCAUAUGGUCUUUAUAAACUACGGGACACCGCGAAUAAUAACACAGGCGGAACGGCAGCAAGCUAUAAUUCGUGGUACAACGCUAGCGACACUGACAAGAAUAAUGACCGUGCAAAGAAGGCCUACGAUGCUGUCCUUACUGUUACGACCCGUGCACCAACAGGGGAUCCGUACCGUGAUUUCUCUAAUGAGGUCAAGGAAAUGGCUCUCGAAAAGUUUGACUUCGAGUACGAGGACACGGUUAACCCCUUCGUGUCCAGUUUCUUCGACGCCGUCCUCAUCUACGCCGCCGCCUUGAACGAGACUCUCCGGCUUAACGGCAGCAUCACCGACGGGGAAGAUAUUGUCAACAAUAUCAGGAACAGGACGUUUGACUUUAACAAACUACUUCCUUGGGAACACGAGAACAUCACUAUCGAUGCCGUUGGAGACCGCAAAGCCGAUUACUCCCUAAUGGACAUGAAUCCAGAGACCGGUGUGUUCGAGUCGGUCGCCACUUACUAUGGAGAAAAGGAGGCAGUGACAUUCACGAAGGAAAUCCACUGGCCGGGCGGACAACCUCCACGUGAUGAACCUGAGUGUGGUUUUGAUGGAUCGAGGUGUCCAGAUACAACAGACUCCAUGACAUGGAACAUCGUGACAGGUGUGCUAGCCGUCUUGGUUGUAUUUAUGGCCAUCAUCAGUUUCUUUAUAUAUAGGCACUUUAAACUGGAAGCUGACUUGGCCUCUAUGACAUGGUGGAUAUCCUGGGACUACGUGGAAAUGACAGAUGAUGUCAAGUGCUGCAAAUUUGGGUCCAGAGUUUCCAUCGGCAAAUAUAGUCAUUCUAGUAACAUGUCUGUGGAUUCUCUUGUGGGCAACCGACAAGUCUUCAUUCGCACAGGACGUUUCAAGGGUGUCACAGUCGCCAUCAAGAGGAUAAACAAAGACAGAGUAGAACUAACACGAUCUCUUCUCAUUCAACUGAAAAGGAUGAAGGACCUGCAGUACGAUCACCUCGUCCGUUUUAUCGGGGUGUGCGUUGACCCUAAGCCCUACUGUGCCAUCUUCACCGAGUACUGCCCUAAGGGUUCGCUUCAGGACAUCUUAGAGAAUGAUGACGUUAAGCUCGAUUCUAUGUUCAAGAUUUCACUCAUGCACGAUCUGGUCAAGGGUAUGGCCUUCCUGCACUCCAGCGAAAUCCGGACGCACGGCAACCUCAAGUCCAGCAACUGUGUCGUGGACUCUCGUUUCGUUCUCAAAAUCACGGACUUUGGGCUCAACCUCCUCAUUGAUAACGAGAAAAACUACAACCCCGAUAGAUAUGCUUUCUGGAGACGGAAGCUGUGGACGGCCCCCGAGCUGCUACGAAACCAGUUCCCGCCACAGGAAGGCACGCAGAAGGGAGACGUCUAUUCCUUCGCCAUCAUCGCCCACGAAAUCAUAUACAGGCAGGGGGCCUUCUGGAUCAAGAACGAGGACCUCUCUCCCCAGCAGAUCGUCGAAAACGUGAAGAACGGCGGCUACCCCGUGUUCCGGCCGACCAUCGAGGACGACACGGCUGAAGAAGAACUGCUGCAGAUGAUCAAGAAGUGUUGGGCCGAAGAACCAAUGGAGAGACCGGACUUCCAGCAGCUCAAGACUAUUAUAAGGAGACUCAAUAAAGACAAUGAAUCUGGAAACAUCUUGGAUAAUCUUCUGUCUCGCAUGGAGCAGUACGCUAACAACCUGGAGGUCUUAGUACAGGAGCGCACGGCAGAUUACUUCGAAGAAAAACGCAAAUGUGAGGAACUUUUGUAUCAGCUGUUGCCGAAGUAA
Molecule: messenger RNA, 1800 nt
Organism: Penaeus indicus
Lineage: Eukaryota; Metazoa; Arthropoda; Malacostraca; Decapoda; Penaeidae
Product: atrial natriuretic peptide receptor 1-like
Exons: 14
Coding region: 1-1800 (599 amino acids)
Biological process (GO): receptor guanylyl cyclase signaling pathway; cGMP biosynthetic process; protein phosphorylation
Cellular component (GO): plasma membrane
Molecular function (GO): peptide receptor activity; ATP binding; guanylate cyclase activity
Source: RefSeq, a predicted model, not a curated record